Molecule: messenger RNA, 702 nt
Organism: Octopus sinensis (East Asian common octopus)
Lineage: Eukaryota; Metazoa; Mollusca; Cephalopoda; Octopoda; Octopodidae
Product: serine/threonine-protein kinase DCLK1-like
Exons: 6
Coding region: 41-604 (187 amino acids)
Biological process (GO): protein phosphorylation
Molecular function (GO): ATP binding; protein kinase activity
Source: RefSeq, a predicted model, not a curated record
CUUGUGAUUUCAUUUUAUUCCUUUUUUUCAGGUCUGCGAGAUGAAUGAUGGAUCAAAGGCUGUGAAACUUGGAGAUUUUGGAUUAGCAACCGAUGCAAAACAACCCUUGUUCGUUGUUUGCGGAACCCCUACUUAUGUGGCUCCGGAUAUUCUGUCAGAAAAAGGGUAUGGCCUAAAAGUGGACGUCUGGGCUGCAGGGGUCAUAACAUAUAUUUUACUUUGUGGAUUCCCUCCAUUUGUCAGUCCAAGCAACAACCAAGAAGAAUUAUUUGACAAGAUCCUAAGUGGACAUUUUGAAUUCAUUUCACCAUUCUGGGACGAGGUUUCGAGUUCCGCGAAGGACUUGAUUGAACACAUGCUUCAGGUAGAUCCAGAAAUGAGGUUCUCCGCUGCUGAGGUUUCGGACCAUCCUUGGGUUGCUAAUGACACUGCGAAAGAUAACAAAUUACAUGUGGCCAAGGAACUUAACCAAUAUUUCACACGUACCAAAAAACCAAAAGAUGGUUUGGCAGUCAUAGCAUCGACUGCUCUCGAUAAAGGGUCCAAGUACUUCCGGGGCCGCGGAGCCUUUACUGUGCACCCGAAACAGGACGAAGUCUUUUAAGCUCCACCAAUGUUCCUUCCACAUCUACUUUUAUUGAAUUUUCAUUGAAACACACCUACAACAACAACAACAACAACAACAACAACAACAAGCACAAA